AUGGAAAAACAAUAUAGUAUUUCUAUUGGUGAAAAAGUUGAAGGGGAAACUCCCAUGCGUCGUUCUUUGAUUUCUCCAAACAAACUUGUAGACUCUCCUUCUGAGAAUGUUAAAACUUUAUACGAUAUGAUGCAAUAUAGUGUUAAAACUCAUGGUAAUAAGGCAGCUAUGGGUUAUAGAAAAGUAGAAUCCAUAGUUGAGGAAGAAAAAGAAGUUACUAAGUUUGUAGGCGGUGAAGAAAUUAAAGAAAAGAAAAUUUGGAAGUAUUUUCAAAUGUCACCGUAUACUUAUUUAACUUAUGAGGACGUUAACGAAGAAAUUAAAAAUAUCGGUUCCGGUUUGACAAAAAUUGGUUUACAACCUAAUGAUAAGAUGACAAUUUAUGCAGCUACAACUGUUAAUUGGAUGCUAGUAGCACAUGGAUGCUUCAGACAAGGUGCUACUAUUGUUACUGCGUAUGAAACUCUAGGAGAAGAUGGUCUUUUACAUUCUAUGAAUGAAUCAGAGGUUAAAGGCAUAUUUACUAACGCCGAUCUACUUUCGAUGACUGCAAAAGUUGCUGGAAAAGUACCAACACUUCAAUAUAUUAUCUAUGAUGGUGACUCAAAAGGAGAAGCAGAUAAAUUAAAAAAUGAUCAUCAAGGAAUUAAAAUAUUAACCUUGGAUGAGCUUAAACAGUUAGGCAAAGAACAUCUGGUAGAACCAAAUCCGCCAAAAUCAGAAGAUUUAUGUUGUAUUAUGUAUACAUCUGGUAGCACAGGGAAUCCAAAAGGUGUUCUGUUGACUCAUGGAAAUUUAGUAGCUGCAAUUGCUGGUACAAAUGAAUUACUUAUAAAACAUAUUCGACCUGAUGAUACUUUAAUUGCCUACCUCCCUCUUGCUCAUGUGCUUGAAUUCGCUGUGGAGCACGUAUGUAUUUGGUGGGGUGUCACUUUAGGUUAUGGUAACGUGCGUACAUUGACAGACGCAUCUGUACGUAAUUGUUUCGGUGAUAUCCGCGAAUUUAAACCAUCAUUGAUGGCUGGUGUACCGGCUGUUUGGGAAUCUAUUAGGAAAGGUGUUUUGUCUAAAGUCAAUUCUGGUGGUCCAACCAUGCAAAAAGUGUUUAAUGCUGCUUUCAAAGCAAAAUCAUGGCUUAUGAGCAAGGAAUUACCAACUAAACCUUUAGAUAUCAUGGUAUUUAACAAGAUCAGACAACAAACUGGUGGUCGACUGAGACUUGCUUUGUCUGGAGGUGCUCCCAUUUCUAAAGAGACACAAGAAUUCUUGAGCAUUAGUUUGUGUCCAAUAUUACAGGGGUAUGGGAUGACCGAAUCUUGUGGUUUCGGCUCUGUUGGUGCGCCAAUUCCUUGUUUAGAGAUUAAGUUAGUAGAUGUUGCCGAGGCUGGUUACCUUUCCACGAAUACCCGCCCGCAAGGUGAAGUUUGGAUUCGCGGCCCUUGUGUCACGAAAGGUUAUCAUAAAAAUGAAAAGGUUACAAAAGAGACCAUAACUGAAGAUGGAUGGCUUCAAACCGGUGACAUUGGGGAAUGGAAAGAGAAUGGAACUUUGUGUAUUAUUGAUAGGAAAAAGAAUUUAGUGAAACUCUCAAAUGGAGAAUAUAUUGCUCUUGAAAAACUUGAAUCCGUCUACAAAUCUACGCUUUUUAUAUCCAACAUCUGUGUUUGUGCUAAUUCAUUUCUGAAUAAACCUGUGGCACUCAUACACCCUGUGGAAGCUCAGCUCCGAAAUGUUGCAAAAGAGAAGAAUUUAGGCAACAUGGAUUUCGAACAAUUAUGUUCAAAUAAAGAAAUAACAACUACAGUCUUUCAAGCUUGCCUUACUCAAGCGAAAAAGGCGGGUUUGAAACCUGCAGAAAUGCUUGGUGAUAUUACGUUAGUACCUGAUGAAUGGACUCCUCAAAACGGUCUUAUGACUGCUGCAUCAAAAAUCAAACGAAAAGAUAUACAAGAUAAAUAUAAAACAGAUUUAGAUCGUAUGUAUAAAACUACAGGGGCAUAA
Messenger RNA from Scutellospora calospora, 2001 nucleotides. NCBI's taxonomy places the organism in Eukaryota, Fungi, Glomeromycota, Glomeromycetes, Diversisporales, Gigasporaceae. The record is from the annotation of a GenBank genome assembly.